Messenger RNA from Ectocarpus sp. CCAP 1310/34, 2810 nucleotides. The record is from the annotation of a GenBank genome assembly. NCBI's taxonomy places the organism in Eukaryota, Phaeophyceae, Ectocarpales, Ectocarpaceae.
AUGCCAUAUUUUACCCCUUUCCCUGCUGCAUUCCCACCCAAUCCCCCUCCUUCCCAUCUUGAGACACCCCUAUCCCCCCUUUGCUAUCCGUGUUGGCAGUUUUUGCCCGUCGGCGGCAACGACUCAAACGGCCAAGCGCUCUCUCAAGCCCCUCGGCGCUCGGCGCGCCGCCGCCCUCUCUCUACGGAGGCCAACCCACCCCAACAACAACCAACGCGAGAUCGAGAGCCCCCGCCCCCGCCGCCGCGCCCGCCCCCUCCCACGCCUUACAAGAGUGGACCGUUCGUCGAUAGCGGAGGCGGCGGCGGCAUCGAAGCCCGGGGUGAUGCGGCCGCUGCUACGGCUGCAACGGGGGUGACGGUGGGCACGACCGGCGGCACCGACGGGGGAGGCGAGAACCCUGUCGACCUGCUAUUUCAGCCCUGCGAUGACCAUCUCGAAAAUGGCGGCAGCAACCCUGCUGCUGCUGCUGGUGCUGUUGGGAGUGUUGGGACCUCUUUGGACGAUGCCUGGAAAAUCAACGACAGCAACAGCAGCGAUGCAGGAGGGCUGCUGAGGACGCCGGCGGACUCCACCGCUCCACUGAAUGAUGGCGUAGGGGCGGGGGCGCAAAAUUCUCCAGAAAGUCAGCCUGAGGCAGCGCGCCCGGGGGAUGAGAGGGCGCACAAGAUUUGGGUUACUGGGGACGGCGUUGGCGACAGCGUCUCAGAGCACGAGUGGGCGGAAAGGGCGUCAGGCUCGGGAAAAGAGGACACCGCCGUCAUUCAGUUUCAUUCCCUUAAGGAGGCCGCGCUCCGCCGCUUUGAGGGCUUCGGGGUGAUCAAAGAGGACAAGGCGGAAGACAUCCACACGCUGGUGGAGAGCUUCACAGCCCCCGCGCUUGCGGCCGCUCUGCGCGACCGAGAGACCGCCCUCCAUAUGUGCGCCCAUCUGCUGGAGCAGGGAGAUCUGUCCGGUGUCCGGAAGGUCCUCCUCCCCUUCACGGCGAAGCAGGUGGCUGAGAGCCGCCGGGCCUUGGGUCGGCUGGACCUCGAGCCCGAGGGCUUCACGAAGACCCACAUGUACGCGCUCCGGAAGGUGCUCCAGCGGCUGCCGCGCCAUGUCACCACGCUCACCGAGCAGAGGGCUUCCGUGAUGGUCCCGCUGUGCAACGUAGACGGGGUGGCGUCCGUGCUCUUCACCAAGCGCUCGGGUAACCUCAGGGCCUACAAGAACGACGUCUGCUUCCCUGGUGGCAAGGUUGACAUCGGCCAGGAUCAACACAUCAUCCAGACGGCUGUGAGGGAGAUGGGGGAGGAGAUUGGCAUUCUUGAGUCUUCGGUUGACGUGCUCGGAGUUCUUCGCUGCGACUGGUCCGAGGUGGCUUCCCUGAUCGGCGUCGCGGUCACCCCCGUGGUGGGCUUCUUGGGAAACCUUUCUCUGGAGCAGAUUCAUCCUAACCCCGACGAGGUUUCACAUUGUUUUACGAUUCCCGUUCGUUUCCUGCUGCAAGAGGACAGGUGGCAAGUGAACAAGUACGCGGCGCCCGCGUUUGUUGGCGGUCCGUACCAGAUCUGGGGGCUGACGGGGUACAUCUUGCGUCGCCUGGUCAACGACGUCUUACGCCAGCACCUGGCCGUCAUAUAGUCUUGGCCCUACUACCACCAGGGAAAAAAACUUUCAAAUCCUCACGGCGCCGUCGAGCGUGCGGGUCGAGGAGAAAUCGGUUGGUUUCUACGCAGCGGUUGCUGUUGUACUCUUAACUGCUUGGGUUUUCUUGAUGAAGCAGCUGUAGGGGGGGUUUCCCCGCAUGCCGGGAUAUUGCCACGUAGAACCACGUGCCACAACGAAGUAGUUAAGGCGAAGGCUGGUCGACCCCCCGCAAUAAGCCCUGCGUGGGCGUAUUUUUUGUAGACUUCCCGCGUGUAGAAGACCCUCGACUCAAUACAACCGAGCACUAGCGCCCGUGGCGGCGAUGCGACGCCAUUCAAUACAAGCACGAGUCAAGCGGUGGUCUGUACCGCGUUGGUUCCUUGUUGACCGCCCUUGCGUUGCGUCCACUCACUCGGUUUGUCUUGAUGCCUCUCGAUGGAUGCGAGGGCUCCCCGAAUAGAGAAACACGUGCACCCUACAUUCUGUGUGGUGCAUGUGCACUCCGGGAGGGAAGGUAGACCGCCGUAUUUGCUUUCGUCUGUGCUGCUGUCUCGUGUAAAUGGUGGUGGCGUUGCAGAAGCGCUAGGCUGGUUGCGGCAGGUGGCGAUUUUAGGGCACCUCUGGUGGGAAAGAAGCGACACAGCAAGAGCGACUAUCUUAGGUGUUUUCUUGAUCGAACGGUACUUCAAGAGUCCGAAGGCGCUCUCUAGUUAGACUGUUUGCGGGUGUGUUUUGGCAGUGUUGAGAUCUCCGGGCAAGGUUGGGUUCAUGGUGGUGCAGAACCCAAAAGUAUGUGGACGUCAGUGUCUCGGACGCUACGAUCUAAAUAAUGUCGGACGCUUCUUCGAUUAGAGCCGGCAGCCUGUGUUGGACUCAGGUGCCUGGUUGAGACCAGUGUUGAUGUGAUUGCCUAGAUUAUUGUUGCAUGAUUUAUUGGGGCUUGUAGAGAGCAGCUAGUACAUACGUGGUACUGCUACUUGGAGGGUAGGCGUGGUCCUACGGGCAGUCCCCGGCAGAGGAGGGGAAGGGGAAGUGCGCGACCCUUCCCCAGAUAGAAUAUUUGUCGGGUCGACGAAAUGGAGUUAAAUUUGUUUACCUUACAUAGAACACCAAUUUUGGAACUUUACCGUUCGUUUUUUGUGUGUAAUCGCAUCCACCGGUGUGAGCAGGGCUCACCG